AUGCCAGUUCCUGCAAAGGGGGCCUUACCCGCAUAUCCGGACACAGAUAUGAUUCCAAGUCAGCAAUCACCUUUCAGCAUCCCAGACACCUGCGAGAAACUGGUGGACGUCGUCGUCAGGCCAGUUAAGAACUUCCUGAAGAAUCUUCCAGACUUCCCCAAAAAGGCAGAAUCAUCCCACCCAUUCAGAGGCGGAGAGACAUCGGCUCAUAAGCGAAUCGACGAUCUCAUCAUGAGCGGCGGCAUGAAACGCUACAAGGACACCAGGAAUGGCCUCCUUGGACCGGAGUUCAGCACCAAGCUGUCUGCGUACCUCGCACAGGGAUGCGUCACCGCUCGCCAAAUCCACCACGCUUUGGUGGCCUACGAAGACGGAUCGGACACCAGAUAUCAAGGGGCCGAUGGGUUUGGAGAAGGGGAUAAUCAAGGCACGGAGACCGUCAGAAUAGAACUCUUGUGGCGUGAUUACAUGCGGUUGUGCCACCAAAAGUAUGGUGACAAGCUCUUCCGCAUAGAAGGCUUCAAUGGCAAGCAUACCGAUUACGAGGGCGAGGAUAAGAAGCACGGGUGGAAAACUGCGAACACGAGCAUAGCGUUGCCUGGACAAGACCCUACUCCUGAGAAGGUCGCGGACAUCCUUGCAAGGUUCAACGCCGGAACAACAGGCAUGGGACUCAUCGAUGCGUCGCAAAGAGAGCUUCUACACACUGGCUACACAUCCAACCGGGCGCGGCAAAACGUCGCCAGCUUCCUCGCCAAACACAUGGAGAUUGACUGGAGAUAUGGCGCAGAGUGGUACGAAAUGCUGCUUGUGGAUUACGAUGUGUCCUCCAACUGGGCCAACUGGCAAUACGUAGCCGGUGUAGGCAACGACCCUCGCGGCGCCGCCCGGAUUUUCAACCCUGUCAAGCAGGCGUUUGACUACGACAAGGAUGGUGUCUACGUUCGGGCGUGGGUUCCCGAGGUCGCCAGCUUUGAGAAUCUCGAGAAUGUUUUCCAGGCUUGGACAGCCUCUAAAGAGGACCUGAAGACGGCCGGCCUGGAAGACAACAUCAUGGUCACGGAUCCAGUCAAGCCUAUUAAGUUCAACCUUGACCACAAGCCAUCCAAGGUGAAGAAGCGGCCCUUCUUCAGAAAGAGAGGGCCCAAGAACCGAGAUGGCCAGGCGAGUGCGGAAAGUCCGGGCAGCAGUGAAGGAUUUGGUGACGGCAGUCCUGAUGGCUCUGGCGGUAGCAACGCCGCAACAGAGUCCAACGGUGCCGCCACAGGCACUUCUGACCAGGCCCAACAGACUUCUCAGGGUAGCAGCAGGUCACAGUCUUCAAGCAACCAUGGCGGGCGCUCGCACUCACACCACCACAACAACAACCACCACCAUAACAACCAUUACUCCCACCGCGGCGGCAACGAUUACUUCCGAGGGCGUGGAGGUCGUGGCGGUGGAGGAGGUGGAUACUCUUCGUCUCAAGGGUAUUACAACCUUGGCGGUAAUGUUGGUGGAGGUUACCGUGGCGGCGGACGGGGCAGGGGCGGAGGUGGGGGAUUCCGUGGCCGGUAUGCUCCUCCAAAUGGGGGACCAGGUGGACAUCAUCAUCAUCAUUCUGAGCAACAAGUACCCUCACAAGUCCAGGCUGACGCAUAG
This is a messenger RNA of Sordaria macrospora k-hell, 1641 nucleotides long. The record is from RefSeq and is a predicted model, not a curated record. NCBI's taxonomy places the organism in Eukaryota, Fungi, Ascomycota, Sordariomycetes, Sordariales, Sordariaceae.